AUGGAAAAUUCCAAUCAACAGCAACAACAAUGCGAUGCUGGUCAAUAUUGUUUGGCUGAUGGGUUUUGCAUUACGGAGGUAUCACUCAUUCCUACUUGUAUUUUAGCCUUGAUCGUUGGUGUUUAUACUUGUCAUCAGAUCAGGAGACGAUUUGCACAUGUUCGGGCAAGUUGGAUGUAUUCAUUGACGUUUUUAUGUUUUGCAAUCAUGAUGACAGACUCAAUGUUUGUUCAUUGCUUUGUUCCAAGACCAGAUCCACAAAGCAAGUAUUUUGUAAUUAGUAUGAUUGUAAAUUUGAUUAAUCUGGGAGGAACUACAUCAAUUGCUGUUGGAUUUUUCUUUUGUGGACUUGCUGAUAUUAAGUGGAUUGAUGGAGAUUCAUUCCAAUCCAAGUUGGCUUAUGGAUGCUCUUUUGUGGCUGUGUUUUUGGCUUGGUAUUUGGCUUUGAUCAAUCAAUGGAAAAAUAUGUUUUUGAUUUUAUAUGGUGGAAUGGUUGGGUUGUUUUGUGGCUUAUAUCUUGUCAUGCAAAUUAUUCUAUUGGCAAGAAGUACUCACCACGAAGGAGAAUCCGAAUUUAGAGCAAUCAUGUAUUUCAUCUUGUGUGGUAUCAGUGGUGCUGUUGGGUUAGGAGCUGUUUUCAUUUGGAGAAAUCAAAUUUGUAGCAUGAUGGGUCCAGUUCUAUCUCCAUAUCUUGGUCCUACUUUUGUUUGGUUUAUUUUGAGUGAUGUGGCAGUCUAUUUCCUAUUCAAAUAUGUAGAAGAAACCAUGAGUUUGAGAGAUACUAGUCAAGUUGAAGAAAAGAAGAAAAAAGUCUAUCCAAACUAUAAUCCAUAUACCAAUGUUCAAUAUGCACCAAUGCAAAAUCAAUCCUACAUUGGAAAUGAUGGAAAAGUCUACACUUACACAAAGGUUUCCCAAAACGAACACGAAGAUAUUGAGCUCAUGCCAAACUCUAUCUUACCAACUCACAGACAUCACACUAACAAUGUAUUUUAA
Molecule: messenger RNA, 996 nt
Organism: Naegleria gruberi
Lineage: Eukaryota; Heterolobosea; Eutetramitea; Acrasida; Naegleriidae
Exons: 1
Coding region: 1-996 (331 amino acids)
Source: RefSeq, a predicted model, not a curated record